AUGUGUUUCUACGGCAGCUACUAUGGAGGCCUGGUCUAUGGCUAUGGUGGCCUAGGCUAUGGCUGUGGCUGUGGCUAUGGCUGUGGCUAUGGUGGUUAUGGUUAUGACUGUUGUCGUCCAUGCUACUGUAGAAGGUACUGGUCCUACGGCUUCUACUGA
This is a messenger RNA of Apodemus sylvaticus (European woodmouse), 159 nucleotides long. Its product is annotated as keratin-associated protein 20-2-like. The coding region runs from base 1 to 159 and encodes 52 amino acids. The record is from RefSeq and is a predicted model, not a curated record. Lineage: Eukaryota; Metazoa; Chordata; Mammalia; Rodentia; Muridae. The transcript has a single exon.